GAAUUACUAUAAUGUCUUUUUUUGACUUCAGAUCACGGAACAACAAUCCAGUACAAGACGAUGCGGAUGAGCAAGUUGCAAGUUUCAUACAGACUUUCCUAAACGCAGAGGAACCAAUGACUCGUGAUGAGAUUUUACGUGAGCGAGAAUUACAUCUCAAUGAAAAUAGUCGCUUCAGUUUCUUUAAAAACUUUAUAGAUAUCAUUGGUUUUGGCUUAUUUCCGGUAUUGCUAGCUAGGAUAAUCAAAAAUUUGUUAUCAGCUGUUACAUUUUCAUCAGAUAUCAUUCAAGAUAUAUUUGAGUAUUACUAUUCAACCUCUUAUGCUAAAGAUAAUUUAAUUUUGAAAUUUAGCCAAAUAAUCAUGUAUGAAUUGGGUAAAGAUGAAAUAUCAAGAUAUGUUAAAUUGAUCACUAUAUUUGUUUACGUUGGAUAUUCAGUUUUGGUUUCAAGUUAUAUGAUUUUCACAUUUGUGUUUUACUUCUUAUGUUUGGUUCUGACAACCACUAGAAGAUGGAGUGAAAUUGACAAGUUUUUAAUAACUGUUUUCAGAAAUUCAAGUGGUGUCUUCUAA
Messenger RNA from Hansenula anomala, 572 nucleotides. It is a transcript of the gene ASI2, whose product is annotated as Asi2p. NCBI's taxonomy places the organism in Eukaryota, Fungi, Ascomycota, Saccharomycetes, Phaffomycetales, Wickerhamomycetaceae. The record is from RefSeq and is a predicted model, not a curated record. The transcript has a single exon. The coding region runs from base 12 to 572 and encodes 186 amino acids.